AUGCCAAGGCGUCGCAUUUGUGGAAGUUUUACUGCACCCUACCCUCAUCAAAAUUGUGGUGAUGGUCAGGGUCAUCAAGAUGGCAAACACUGUAUAACAAAUGUCACUUGUACGCUUACAGAAACUGAAUGCAAGAAACCAUGUUGCUCAGGUCCCGGUGCUCCAGGAUGGGACAACAAUAUUAUUUUAGACGCAUCAUGGACGAUUAUUAAUACGGCCGACCCCCAAGAGUGUUGUCAGACAUGUUUUGAUUCCCCGGAUUGUCUUGCAUGGAGGAUGGGUAUAGAUGAUGUUACAUGUUUCCAUAACAAUGAUCUCCGAGAUUCCCAUUAUUGUAAAACGGGCCCGCUAUCUCAUGACGUCUCCAUCGCUAGUGGAACUAUGCGCUGUGGUAGCAAUUUUCCUUUUUUACCAUGUGUUUAG
Molecule: messenger RNA, 423 nt
Organism: Acaulospora morrowiae
Lineage: Eukaryota; Fungi; Glomeromycota; Glomeromycetes; Diversisporales; Acaulosporaceae
Source: the annotation of a GenBank genome assembly